CGUCCCUGGACAUUUUGUACCUAACUGUUCCCUUAUGUGUAACGACUGUCCCGGGGAAUGCGACUGCUUGGGGUGUGUGUGUCCCCCGGGCAGGACUGGACCCAUCUGCGAACUUGAGUGUCCCUCGGGUUUCUACAGACCCAGCUGUAACGAGGCGAGUCCUGCUUGCCGAGUAUAACUAAAUAUGGCCCGAUGGAUCCAUCACUACACUUGUAAAACUGCAGUAAAUGUUACAUAAAAAUUACAAUUGGCCAUUUUUCUAUCAACACGCUUUUCCUUAUGAUCAUAAAGGUUAUUUUUUCCUGAUAGGUGUGUCGCUGUGAGAACGGCGGCACAUGUGAUACCGUGACUGGCAACCGCACGUGUCCACCAAGUGUGUCCGGAGAAUUUUGUGAAGACGGCUGCCCUGCAGAGUGGGGUGUGCGAGUGUAAAGCAGGAUAUGUUGGCAUUGACUGCUCCAAAGAGUGCCCAGAGGGAAAGUGGGGCACCGGGUGUCUGCAUGAGUGCCAGUGUGCCAAUGGAGCCACGUGUCAUCCCGCUACGGGCGUCUGUGGCCUAGACUGUCCCCCAGGAUUCAUGGGAACCGAAUGCAACACACCGUGUCCGGCUGGUCACUAUGGACCGGGGUGUAUGAAGGCGUGUAUGUGCGGCCUGCGACCCUGCGACUCAAGCACAAGCGUGUGUCUCUGUCCGGCGGGGAACAAGGGACCAAACUGCAAUCAAGCGUGUUCUGAGGGACAGUGGGGACAAAGCUGCUUGAGGAAGUGCGAAUGCCAAAACGGUGCUACGUGCAACUCUGUGACUGGAGAAUGCCACUGUCAGCCAGGAUAUGUGGGCCCUACGUGUGAGGCAACGUGCCCCGCCGGCAGGUAUGGUGUCAACUGUAGUGGAAUAUGUGGGUGCCUCAAUGGUGCCUCCUGCGACCACAGGACUGGCCAGUGCCAGUGCCUACCGGGAUUCACGGGUCUUAGCUGCGGUCAGCCCUGUCCCCUGGGACGAUUCGGUCAGGACUGUGUACAAGUAUGUGACUGCAACGACGGUGGUGGGUGUGACAAGGUGACCGGGGAGUGCACAUGUGCGCCGGGGUGGCGAGGGUCUCAGUGCAAACUCAAAUGCGAGGAGGGUCGCUAUGGAGCAGGUUGUGCCAUGAACUGUAGCUGUGCCAAUGGAGGCGAAUGUGACCACAUUUCAGGCGCCUGCAUGUGUCGUCCAGGGUGGCGCGGGACAUUCUGUUCCAGGCCGUGCUCAGACAGGUUUUGGAGCAUAGAGUGUCGGUACCAGUGUGACUGUGAUGUUGGCGCGACCUGUGACCCCGCCACGGGAGUGUGCUCGUGUCCGCCUGGCAAACGCGGCCAUCACUGUUCCAACAAAUGCGGGCCGGAUAGUUACGGUGCAGGGUGUGUCUUCAAGUGCGAGUGUCGGCACGGAGGUGAAUGUGAUCCUGAGAGUGGGGUGUGCAAGUGUGCCCCAGGAUGGCGGGGACCACAGUGCCAGAAAUCCUGUCCUAAAGGGAAGUGGGGAGCGGGAUGUGAACGCGUAUGCGACUGUGAGCAAGAAGCAAGUUGCCAUGCGAUCACAGGCCAGUGCCAGUGUCCUCCAGGCUUCAUUGGUGACAGGUGUCAGUUCAUCUGCGCUCUGGGUCAGUAUGGGGAAAGCUGCAGCAAGGAGUGCCGCUGUGGGCCGUCUCAGCCGUGUGACCACGUGAGCGGGGAGUGUUCGUGUCCGCCAGGUCGCGAGGGACAGCAGUGCCACCAGUACUGUGCCGAGGGGCGGUGGGGCGAAGGAUGUCGCCAGCAGUGCAAAUGUGCAGGAUCAUCCCUGUGCGACCCGAUGAGUGGGGAGUGUUUCUGUCCCGCGGGACUCAAGGGCAGGAAGUGCCGCAGGGAAUGUCCGAGGGGCAGGUACGGCGUCGACUGUAAGCAGUGUAAAAAUGGUGGGACGUGUGACCGCGUGACUGGCCAGUGUGAGUGUCGCGACAACUACUACGGCGCCACCUGCUCCCUCACUUGUCCCUCCGCCACUUACGGGCCAGGAUGUAAUCAGACGUGCGAAUGUGAGCAUGGCGGGGUGUGUGAUGCGACAGGGGCGUGCAACUGCCCAGCAGGGUACAGUGGCAUGCUUUGCGAGAUCUCCUGCCAGCCCGGUACUAGGGGCCACCGCUGCAGCUCUCAGUGUCGCUGUAAAAACGACGCUGUCUGCCAUCCAGCUACUGGAGAAUGCCAGUGUGGGCUGGGAUGGACAGGACCAUUCUGCGACCAGGCGUCCGAUCCAGGCAUGUAUGGACCUGACUGCCGCAUGGACUGUGCCUGUCACCACAAUGCUUCUUGCGACCGCUUCUCUGGCUGCUGCGAGUGUGGUCCCGGCAGAUACGGGCGUUAUUGCGAGUUAGUGUCCGGCAGGGUUCUAUGGGGCGUAUUGCACUAGUGUGUGUGACUGCCGCAACGGUGCCACGUGUGACCCUAAGACUGGCCAGUGCCGCUGUCCCCCGGCUUUUAUGGGUGACACUUGUGGAGAAAUGUGUCCACAAGAAAUGCCACUGUGGUCUCUACCCGUGCCACCGGGAAACCGGAGUAUGCCAGUGUCCGCCGGGCAGGACGGGACCAAAUUGUGCCAUGCCAUGUGUGGAGGGCAAAUAUGGUCCCGGUUGUCAGCAAGUGUGUGAAUGUUACCAUGGCGGCAGCUGCCAUCCCGCCACUGGCCACUGUUCUUGUACCCCGGGUUGGCUGGGACCCACCUGCCGCGAGGAGGAUGGUGAGUAUUUCACUCCUUGCUUUGAGAAAAAAUGUAUACUUAUAACGCUAGACAUCCUUCAACGCUAUUAACUAACGUCUAUCUCUUUCCUUCCCACACGCGCAUUCAGGAGAUCGAAUCUCCUACGUGACGACCAGCGACCAGCGUGGCCGAGCAGACAUCCCAGUGGAGCUGAGCUGAUUUGAUAGCGACCAGUCCAAGCGACGCCCAGCAAGGCCACGUGACCACGAACAAUGAUUCUUUUAUUUACUGAUCUCUAAGGAGACACUUACAGGUGUAGUGUCUCCAGGCCGUGUGUGUGUGUGCGUGUGUGUGUGUGUGUGUGUGUGUGUGUGUGUGUGUGUGUGUGUGUGUGUAAAAGGUUCAGGACAGUGAGUGACGGUGACGAGAAUAGUGACUACAUUGUACAUAGACUAGUGUCGUGUUCAUUUCUGGCAGUUUUUAUUUCCUGUGUUGAUAUUCGCUCGAUAUGACGCGCACAAAAUUCCGCUGCAAGUCUGAAUAGUGCACCGAGCGAGCCACACGUGAAAUGGUACACAACGCAAACCUUGACCAGUGCGGGGAGUCGCGUGGCCGCGGACAUGACUCAAGAGGCCAUUCUGGUGAUGCUCGGUGAUCUUAGUGUGUGUGAAGGUGCAAAAAGGCGCUCCUCUCAUUAUGAUGUCUAUUGCAAAUAUUGAUAAAAUUGCAAAUAUUGAUAAAAAAUGUGAAUGUGUUGUGGCGCCGCAUCGAGUGAUCGGUAGGUCACCAGUGUGCUCGGUAAUCCUAGUGGCGGAGAGAGACGCUACCUUGAAAAGGCACCGGAGAGAACUGAGGCAGGCGCCUUGGAAACAAUGAAAUCCAAGUGGCAAGAAAACAGCUGCAAAAGAAAGGAACGAAAAAAGAUGAGAGAAGAUUUUUGUCGUGAAAGAGGCAAGUGAUCAUAACACAGCAAUAAAUUAACCAUCUGACCACUUGUUCUCUUCUAGGUCAUGACUUUCAUUAAACGCCUAAGGGCAAAAGCAAAUUGUAACAGAGACGCCUAGGAAGAAAAGUACGCUUGCAUUUUUUGUUAGGCAAAUGAGACGAGAGAAAAUGGCAGCUAUGAGCCUGAAAUGAAGGAGGGACUACACUAAACUUUUCCAGCUUGUCGGAAUGUAUUUAGGCGUGCAGUCAGUACAUAAAUUCCCUGCUAACUAGGUCGUAUAUUAGAGUGAAGAAAUCAAUUAGGUAAAAGCUACAUCAUAAAUAAAAUCAACAUCCGCCAGGCAUAGAAAGAUAUUUUGACAUGCAACACCGACAUGUCCCUGAGUACUCCAGUCUCCUCUAUGACCUGUGACCAUCAAUAAAUAGGUGAAAUUUG
Messenger RNA from Scylla paramamosain (green mud crab), 4094 nucleotides. Its product is annotated as multiple epidermal growth factor-like domains protein 6. Bases 578 to 2425 code for a protein of 615 amino acids. The transcript has 19 exons. The record is from RefSeq and is a predicted model, not a curated record. Lineage: Eukaryota; Metazoa; Arthropoda; Malacostraca; Decapoda; Portunidae.